This is a messenger RNA of Symbiodinium sp. CCMP2592, 1299 nucleotides long. The record is from the annotation of a GenBank genome assembly. NCBI's taxonomy places the organism in Eukaryota, Dinophyceae, Suessiales, Symbiodiniaceae.
AUGGCGAGCUGCGGGUCGAAGAUCAGUGAUCCGAGUCGCUGCACGAAGGCAGUGGAGCAGUCUUCAAAGAAAGUCUUCCUCCAGCUGCACUUCCAGGCAAGAAUGGACGAGACCGUCCCGCCUCUGACCACGAAGGAGGCGAAGAACUUUGAAGACCGCUUCCAGGAGCUGGUCGUUGGAGACUCGAAGAGAGUUAUAACGAAGAGCACCAAGUCUGAACAGUAUUCCGGCUGGAAGAACUUGGUGCAGAAUGGCUACAUGGCCAUGAGACCGGUGGUCCCUGAGUCUCUGACGAAGGAGGUCAACAAGCUGAACCAGUCAGGAGCAGCCAGCUGGACAGCGGCCUACGACUCGUCUUUCGUCAAGGUGUCAGUUGCGAAAGGCAAGAGCAAGCUUGGCUUCAUCAUGUCCAAGGAGGAAGAGGAGCAGAUGAAGAACCAUACCCUGAGCAUGGUGCAAGAGGACAUGAAGCAGUUCACCGAGGAGGAACUCAGCAAAGCAGCUUUUUCAGAGGAAUUCGACGUGAGGGAAAACUGGCCUGAGUGCAAGCCCGUCACGACGCAUGUGCGCUACCAGACGUGCAAUAACUGCUGGAGCCACAGUACUGCCUUGAUCACGGAGAGCCGGCUAUGCAUCCAGACCCAUGGCAAGUUUAACGGCCCCCAAGCUUGGUUGAGCCAGUCCUUCAUCGCGGCCUGCAGGACCGAUGGCCACGACUACUGCCUUGGUGGCAGCGGCCUGCUGGGCUUUCGAACGGUCUCGCGGUGGGGAGUUCCCACCGGCGGCCCGGAUUAUCGUGGAAACAUGCAGGCCGGCGUGCAGACCUGCUACCCGCAAGUGCAGCCGCACGACACGCAAGUUCGCUGCCCGGGCGCUUGUUCUCCAUACACCAGGUAUCCGCGGCCGCUGAGUCAAGACCUGUUUUACGUUCAAUACGAGCCGAGGCCGCUACAUCCCGUGGGCUCGCAGGUGCCCUACAUGGUGCAGAAGGCGCUCAUGACGGAGGGCCCAAUCCUAUUGGGAAUGCGAAUCUACCAGGACUUCUACGCAUACCAGUCGGGUAUCUACAAGCCUGUGCGCAAGAGUUGGAACCUCUACAUGGGAGGACAUGCCGUCACAGGCAUGGGCUUUGGGCCCGGUUACAUCCUGGCCAUUAACUCCUGGAGUGAGUCCUGGGGAAUCAGAGGCGCUUUCCACGUGGCACCAGAUGCCAUCGAUUUCGGCUACUUCCUUCCCGGGCGACCCCUCGGCGCCAUGGGUGGCAACCCGUACCCAAUGCCUUUGCCUAACUGGAGAUGA